AUGUUACGCCUGCAGUCGCACAGACUGACUUCUCUUGUGACACUAUCCACUCUACGUCCAUUCCACUCUACUCCUUGCCAUCGCCAUGCCACCAUUGUCGACUCACUAAGGUCAAACUUCAAUGCAAAGAAACAAGAGCACAUUCAAUUGGCAAAACGCGAUCGCGCUACUAUCCUCUCGGUCACUGGUAACUGCGAUGGUCUCACUACACGCAAAAACUAUGGUCAAGGAGGACCUUCUGCCGAUGUCUAUGGUCUUGGUAUCACGUCCCCAAACGAGGUGUUCAUCAAUAAUGAGCUCAAUUUGCGUCAUGUCAACGUUUAUGGCUUCGAUUAUGAUUACACCCUUGCCAAUUAUACCGACAACCUCUCAAGAGCAAUCUAUGAUAUAUUAAAGGAUAUCCUGGUGGACAUGAUGCGUUAUCCAAAACACAUCAAAGACCUGCAGUUUGAUCCAACCUUUGCUAUCCGUGGUCUUCAUUUUGAUGUGAACAAGGGAUGGCUGAUGAAGAUUGACAAUUAUGCCAACAUUCAACUCAACACCGUACAUCUGGGACGUAUGCCUGUGAAUGAUCCUGAAGAAGUGAUACAGCAUUUUGGAGGCACCCACAUUUCGCCUGAUUAUCUUGCAAACAACAUGUUUCAAUUGAGUGAUCUUUUCUCAGUACCGCAGGCAUGCCUUCUCAGUGACAUCCUCCAAUACUUCAAAGAACACAAUAUCAGUUUCCAUCCACGUUACUUGUCUGACGACGUAGGACAGGCUGCAAGGAUCUUACACACUGGAUCACAUAUGGAUGGGGCAUUUGGUGUUGGUGGAAGGUUACAUAUGGCGGUCAUUGACGACAUUGCUCAAUAUUUGGAAAAGUCACCAAAGCUCGUUGGGUUCAUUGAAAGACUCAGGAAACAUGGCAAAAAGACCUUCCUUCUUACAAAUAGCAGCUUACCCUUCAUUGACCAAGGCAUGAAGUACCUUACAUCGAAUCCGGAUUGGAGAGACUUGUUCGAUGCGGUGAUUGUCAGUGCACGUAAACCAGAGUUUUAUCGGUCACGUCGUCCAUUUAGGCGUGCACGGGAACCAACGUGGGAUUCAGUGGACAUGUUUGAACCUGGGGAGGUGUAUCAAGGUGGCAAUUUAACGGAUUUCACGCGCUUGACAGGAUGGUCUGGACAAAAUGUUCUUUAUUUCGGUGAUCACGUGUUUUCAGAUCUCAUUGAUCCCACUGUCGAACAAGGUUGGCGAACAGGUGCCAUUAUCCAUGAGCUAGACGCAGAGAUUCAAACACGCAACACCGCAUCUUAUCGACACACCCUUGCUUGGCUAAUACGGAUUGAAAACCUGAUAAAUGAGGCUCAGACGUAUUACGGACAUGAAGAAGAAACAGAUGGCUUGUAUAGUCUCAUCAAUGAAUGGCGUGAGCAACGGCGUCAAGCAAGGCAUGAAUUAAGGAACGUCUUCAACAGCGCUUUUGGUAGUGUUUUCAGAACAUAUCAUAACCCUACUUAUUUUGCUGGGAAAAUCCGCCAGUUUGCCGACAUUUACAUGUCAAGCGUCACCAACUUGGAUCACAUCCCCAUGGAUUACGUCUUUUAUCCCGAUCGCACCUACUUGCCACAUGAACGACUAGUGGAGAGUUUGAUCGAUACGGGGAGAAUCAAGGAGUUAUUAAGAAGUAGCCGACACAAAUGA
Messenger RNA from Lichtheimia ornata, 1686 nucleotides. RefSeq lists its product as uncharacterized. The record is from RefSeq and is a predicted model, not a curated record. The transcript is spliced from 13 exons. Gene Ontology annotation, molecular function: 5'-nucleotidase activity. Bases 1 to 1686 code for a protein of 561 amino acids. Lineage: Eukaryota; Fungi; Mucoromycota; Mucoromycetes; Mucorales; Lichtheimiaceae.